Dromaius novaehollandiae (emu) is the source of this 3357-nucleotide messenger RNA. It is a transcript of the gene EEF2, whose product is annotated as eukaryotic translation elongation factor 2. Gene Ontology annotation, biological process: translational elongation. The coding region runs from base 147 to 2723 and encodes 858 amino acids. Gene Ontology annotation, cellular component: ribonucleoprotein complex; cytosol. The transcript is spliced from 15 exons. NCBI's taxonomy places the organism in Eukaryota, Metazoa, Chordata, Aves, Casuariiformes, Dromaiidae. Gene Ontology annotation, molecular function: ribosome binding; GTP binding; translation elongation factor activity. The record is from RefSeq and is a predicted model, not a curated record.
CCCCGGCCGGCGCCGCAGUAUAAGAAGGGGGCGGUUGACGUCAGCGUUCUCUUCCGCCCGCUCUGCGCUCGCCAGCGAGACAGGGCUGCCACCGCCGCCAUUGCUGCACCCCCCCCGCCCCGGAGAAUCCACCGCCAUCCGCCACCAUGGUGAACUUCACAGUAGACCAGAUACGGGCCAUCAUGGACAAAAAGGCCAACAUCAGAAACAUGUCUGUGAUCGCCCAUGUUGAUCACGGCAAAUCAACCUUGACUGACUCUCUGGUAUGCAAAGCUGGUAUCAUCGCCUCUGCCCGCGCGGGGGAGACCCGUUUCACUGACACAAGGAAAGACGAGCAGGAACGGUGCAUCACUAUCAAGUCAACAGCUAUCUCUUUAUUCUAUGAGCUCUCUGAAAAUGAUUUGGCCUUCAUCAAGCAGAGCAAAGAUGGUUCUGGUUUUUUGAUCAACCUGAUUGACUCUCCUGGACACGUGGACUUCUCUUCAGAGGUCACUGCUGCUCUUCGUGUCACUGACGGUGCCCUGGUUGUCGUAGACUGUGUCUCUGGUGUAUGUGUGCAGACAGAGACUGUGUUGCGUCAGGCCAUUGCCGAGAGGAUCAAGCCUGUUCUGAUGAUGAACAAGAUGGACCGAGCACUGCUGGAGCUGCAGCUGGAGCCUGAGGAGCUGUACCAGACCUUCCAGCGCAUUGUGGAAAAUGUGAACGUCAUUAUUUCCACGUAUGGAGAAGGAGAAAGUGGUCCCAUGGGAAAUAUCAUGAUUGAUCCAGUGCUUGGUACAGUUGGCUUUGGUUCUGGCCUGCACGGCUGGGCUUUCACUCUGAAGCAGUUUGCUGAGAUGUAUGUUGCAAAGUUCGCUGCCAAGGGUGAGGCCCAACUGAAUCCAACGGAGCGUGCCAAGAAAGUUGAGGACAUGAUGAAGAAGCUGUGGGGAGACAGGUAUUUUGAUCCUGCUACUGGCAAGUUCAGCAAAUCUGCUACCAGCCCUGAUGGAAAGAAACUGCCCCGGACUUUCUGUCAGCUCAUUCUUGACCCCAUCUUCAAGGUUUUUGAUGCAAUCAUGAACUUCAAGAAAGAGGAGGCAGCUAAAUUGAUAGAGAAACUGGACAUCAAGCUUGACAGUGAAGAUAAGGACAAAGAGGGCAAACCCCUGCUGAAGGCUGUGAUGAGGCGCUGGCUGCCUGCUGGAGAUGCCCUGCUGCAGAUGAUCACCAUCCACCUGCCUUCUCCUGUCACAGCCCAGAAGUACCGCUGUGAGCUGCUAUAUGAAGGACCCCCUGAUGAUGAGGCUGCCAUAGGUAUUAAGAACUGUGAUCCCAAAGGGCCCCUGAUGAUGUACAUCUCUAAAAUGGUGCCAACCUCUGACAAGGGACGAUUCUAUGCUUUUGGACGUGUCUUCUCUGGUCUUGUCUCAACUGGCUUGAAAGUCAGAAUCAUGGGACCAAACUACACACCUGGCAAGAAGGAGGAUCUGUAUCUGAAGCCAAUCCAAAGGACCAUUCUCAUGAUGGGCCGUUACGUUGAACCCAUUGAGGACGUGCCUUGUGGUAACAUUGUCGGUCUGGUUGGCGUUGACCAGUUCCUUGUGAAGACUGGAACCAUCACCACCUUUGAGCACGCUCACAACAUGAGAGUCAUGAAGUUCAGCGUCAGCCCUGUUGUGCGUGUGGCUGUUGAAGCCAAGAACCCAGCUGACCUGCCCAAGCUGGUGGAAGGUCUGAAGCGUCUGGCCAAGUCUGACCCUAUGGUGCAGUGCAUCAUUGAGGAGUCUGGAGAACACAUCAUUGCUGGUGCAGGGGAGCUGCACCUGGAGAUCUGUCUGAAGGACCUGGAGGAGGACCAUGCGUGCAUUCCUAUUAAGAAAUCUGAUCCUGUCGUGUCUUACCGUGAGACAGUCAGCGAGGAAUCCAAUGUGAUGUGCCUUUCCAAGUCCCCCAACAAACACAACAGGCUCUACAUGAAGGCCAGACCCUUCCCUGAUGGACUGGCUGAGGACAUCGACAAGGGGGAGGUCUCUGCCCGCCAGGAGCUGAAGCAGCGAGCUCGCUACCUGGCUGAGAAGUACGAAUGGGACGUCACCGAAGCCAGGAAGAUCUGGUGCUUUGGUCCUGAUGGCACCGGCCCCAACAUCCUGACUGACAUCACCAAGGGAGUGCAGUACCUGAACGAGAUCAAGGACAGCGUUGUGGCUGGCUUCCAGUGGGCUACAAAGGAGGGAGUCCUGUGUGAGGAGAAUAUGCGUGCUGUUCGUUUCGAUGUGCAUGAUGUGACCUUGCACGCUGAUGCCAUUCACCGUGGAGGUGGGCAGAUCAUUCCCACUGCCAGGAGGUGCCUGUAUGCCUGUGUGCUCACUGCUCAGCCCAGGCUCAUGGAGCCCAUCUACCUUGUGGAAAUCCAGUGCCCAGAGCAGGUAGUUGGUGGCAUCUACGGUGUGCUGAACAGGAAGCGUGGCCAUGUCUUUGAGGAGUCCCAGGUGGCUGGCACCCCCAUGUUUGUGGUCAAGGCCUACCUGCCUGUCAACGAGUCCUUUGGUUUUACAGCUGACUUGCGAUCUAACACAGGGGGCCAGGCUUUCCCCCAGUGUGUGUUUGACCACUGGCAGAUCCUGCCCGGGGACCCCUUUGACAGCGCUAGCCGUCCUUGCCAGGUUGUUGCCGAGACCCGCAAACGCAAAGGGCUGAAGGAGGGUAUCCCCGCACUGGACAACUUCCUGGACAAAUUGUAAAAGCCACCGGCCCCAACAUCACUCAGUCACUGUUGUUGGACUCUGGAGGAAAAAAAACAAACUAACUAGCGUAACACCAAUGCAGCAGGCAAAUGGUAGACUGCAGUGACCAUCUCUUUGCAUUAUACUUAAUCAGUUUCAUAGCGAUUUGAGACUUUCAACAAAAAAGCAUUGAUAUUCAGCCUUAUAGGUUUCUGUGUUGCACAUGACUCAUCUGGGGCCCCACUCGGUGCCAUUGUAACUAAAAACAUUUCCACUUGACGCAACUAGAGUUGCCUGGUUCCAUAUUUAUUUGACUCAUGGGGAAAGCGUCUCUGCUUUAUUUUGCUGGGGGUGUAUAUGACAGGCAGAAGGUGGGGGGUACAGGGGCGCACUCAGUUCUUAUUUUUCCAAAAGGGGGUGACUUGAUGCCCAACUGAUUGCAAACCAAGCGAAGCAAGUUAAAUGCAUUGAGAGGGCUUGCUUGGGUUAAUGGCCUGUAGUGGGUUUUCAGGGGAGGGGUUGUCAGGGGAUUUCUGGUUGGGCAGAAACUAGAAGGCAGGGAGAUCUUGUGCAGUGUGAUUGUCAUCAUGAGCAUCAACAAAUGUAUUAGUGCCACUGGAAAUAAUAAAUUUGAUAUGGUGAUGAAUAUUCA